This is a messenger RNA of Symbiodinium pilosum, 1080 nucleotides long. The record is from the annotation of a GenBank genome assembly. NCBI's taxonomy places the organism in Eukaryota, Dinophyceae, Suessiales, Symbiodiniaceae.
AUGAGCUGCAGAGGUUGUAGAGGUCAAUCGGAGAUAGAGAUUGCAAGCGGCACAGCGUCCGCUGCGAAGCCAACCAGCGGGAUCAGCUGGCCAAAAGUGGUGGGAGGAGAGCUUACAGACGACUUGGCUGCGUUUUCUCCUGCCGAGGUGUCUCAGCUAGUUGAGUUCCUGGAAGCCAAGUUGGGGACCCACUCUGCGCGCAAAGCUUACCGCGACCAACACGCACGGAGGCAGCCUAUUGCUUGCGGGGUGCAGAUAAUCAGUGGGCACAGCUGCAGCUACGCCUGCCGCUACUGCUAUAUCCAAGACUGGUACCCGUUCAUAGAACCUACACCGACCGAGCUGUCGGGGCACGAAGUCCUUCUGUCCCUUCUGUAUAACCCUAACUGGAUCCCCUCGCGGGAUUUCAUAAUCCUGGGGGAUGUUUGCGACCCUUUUCACCCCAAUUUGGAGGUGCGAACCAUGGAGUACGUUCGGGCAGCAGUUCCGCUGGGCAGCCCUAUUCAAUUUUCUACCAAGUCUGGCAUCAGUAGACCUACCUGCGAGCAGUUGGGGCAGUGGUCUCGGACAUUCCAGUGUCCAAUAAACGCAUUGGUGACCAUCACCACCCUCAAGCAUGUGGAGGACAUGGAGCCCAGCGCGCCUUCCGUUGAAACGCGACUGGACACUGUUCGCGCGCUUUCGGCUGCAGGCUUGUCGGUCUUUGUCUUCAUGCGGCCGCUCUUGCCAGGAAGUUGCGAUUAUCUUGAAGUCCUGCAGGCCGCAAAAUCGUCCGGCGCUGAAGGUGUCGUGGUGGGCUCCUUGCGCGUUUCCAGGAAGAUCUACCGACGGCUUCGGCAGUCCAAGACUGUGGACAUCGAAAGCAUUGAUCGGCAGCUGCAAGAUAAAGGAAUUGAGCCAAGUCAGCUUACCGAAGAGCAAGUGGACAUCCAAGAUGAGCCUUUGAGGGCAGCUGUUAUGUCACAGGCCAGCGCCCUGGGCUUGCAAGCCGUUCGCAGGGCCUGCUGUGCCAAUGCCUUUGGCGCACAAAUGCCUUGUAGGAAGGCAAGGUGCCUCAUGCGCGAAGUCAUUUCUUGGUGA